Porites lobata is the source of this 414-nucleotide messenger RNA. NCBI's taxonomy places the organism in Eukaryota, Metazoa, Cnidaria, Anthozoa, Scleractinia, Poritidae. The record is from the annotation of a GenBank genome assembly.
AUGGGCCGCAGGCUGAGGACCACCUUACCAAUGGCAACUGGCCUAUUGAAACCUGAGACAUAUGACGCCCAAGAAAUAAAGAGAAGCUUUCAGAAAGCUAAGGACAAGCAGAAGUACCAUUAUGACCGUCACGGUACCAGAGAAUUACCUCCGCUCAAACCGGGUGACCAUGUGAGAGUGAAGCCGGAACAUGGGUCAAAGGAGUGGAAAGCAGCAACCGUAGUACAAAGUCAUGCUUCUCCACGGUCGUAUAUGGCAGAUACAAGCAGCAGUAGAAUAAGACGUAACAGGUUGGCCUUGAGAGCCGAUCGUCCAGAAUCACAUGCAGGUUAUCAGCGGCGCUAUGCAAGCACACUCCAGCAGCCAGAACAAGAUCGCGAAUCAGACACCCCGGACACCGAUACAGCACCACAG